Molecule: messenger RNA, 693 nt
Organism: Prunus armeniaca (apricot)
Lineage: Eukaryota; Viridiplantae; Streptophyta; Magnoliopsida; Rosales; Rosaceae
Source: the annotation of a GenBank genome assembly
AUGGGUACCAAGUUACAUUUUAGUACUGCUUUCCACCCACAGACUGAUGGACAGUCGGAAAGAACCAUUCAGACCUUGGAAGACAUGUUGAGGUCUUGUGUUUUACAACUGAAAGACAGUUGGGAUACUCACCUUGCAUUGGUGGAGUUUGCUUAUAACAAUAGUUAUCAUUCGAGCAUUGAGAUGGCUCCGUAUGAGGCUCUGCAUGGGAGGAUGUGUAGAACUCCUGUUUGUUGGAAUGAAGUGGGUGAAAGGAAGUUGGAAAAGGUAGAUAGUAUUCGAGCCACAACUGAGAAGCUAUCUCCUUCGAAGGGUGUGAUGAGGUUCGGUAAACGCGGGAAGUUAAGCCCUCGUUAUAUUGGACCUUAUGAGAUCACCGAGCGCAUUGGACCAGUUGCUUAUAGACUUGCCUUACCUACAGAACUAUCUCGGAUCCAUGACGUGUUUCAUGUAUCCAUGCUAAGGAAGUACAUGCCUGAUCCUUCCUAUGUUUUAGAACACCAACCUGUGGAGUUGAGUGAAGAUUUGACGUACAAGGAGCAACCUGUACAGAUUUUGGAUAGGAAGGAGCAGAGGUUGCGCUCCAUAUCCAUUCCUGUAGUGAAAGUGUUGUGGAGAAGUCAAGCUGUUGAAGAGGCUACUUGGGAGCCCGAGGCUCAGAUGCGGGCCAAUUACCCUUAUCUCUUCAAUUGA